AUGGAGAAUAAAUAUCAUCCAUAUUCAAAAGGAUUAAAAUAUAAUAUCAAUAAUAAUAAUAAUAAUGAUAUAUUACCAUUGCCACCAAUAGUGUCAUAUAAUGAAAUCUUAUUUUUUAAAAUAAUACGGAAUAGACUCAUCUUCAAAUAUAUUUUAUCAUUUAUUUGGGAAAAAUCUGCGUUGAAUAUGGAUUUGCUCCCUAUGGCAGAUGAAAAAAGAUACUCAAUUAUUUUAAACAAGUUAAAAUCAAAUACACCUAUGAUAGUUAAUGAAGAAAGUAUAGAUGAACUAUGUGAAAACUACAUUUACAAUCCAUAUUUUGAAGAAAUAUUUGAUUUAUUAUGGAAACAAUAUGGGGAUAAAUUAAAAAGAUUUAAUAUUUUAGAAUCAAUAGUGGGACAACAAAACCGACACUAUUCAUUAAAUUUAUUUAAAUUUGUAUAUAAAUAUUUUAAUAAUAACAAUCAAACACAUAAAUUAUUCACUUUAUUAGAUUUAUGUUUAGAGUGUGAAAAACCAAAUUAUAAAAUUUUAAAACAUAUUAUUCACACUUUAAAAAACGAUCUCAUUAGUAGAAUUAGAGAUUAUAAAGUUCCCAUUUUUACAUUAUUCAAUGUAAAUGGUUUUCUAAGUGAUACAAAAAAGAAAAUCGAUCUAUUUAAAGAAUGUUUAAAUAUUGAUAUAAAAAAAGAAAUAAAGGAAUUAUUUGAAAUAGAAGGUUUCAGUUUAUCCUCAGGCAAGCAAAGGGAUAAUAGAAAGAAUGAAAUUAAAACAGUCAUUAACGACAGUUAUCUAAUAGAUGAAGAUGCAUUAGAAUUUAGUUAA
Dictyostelium purpureum is the source of this 825-nucleotide messenger RNA. RefSeq lists its product as uncharacterized. NCBI's taxonomy places the organism in Eukaryota, Evosea, Eumycetozoa, Dictyosteliales, Dictyosteliaceae. The coding region runs from base 1 to 825 and encodes 274 amino acids. The transcript has a single exon. The record is from RefSeq and is a predicted model, not a curated record.